This is a messenger RNA of Necator americanus (New World hookworm), 327 nucleotides long. RefSeq lists its product as uncharacterized. The transcript is spliced from 3 exons. The record is from RefSeq and is a predicted model, not a curated record. Lineage: Eukaryota; Metazoa; Nematoda; Chromadorea; Rhabditida; Ancylostomatidae. The coding region runs from base 1 to 327 and encodes 108 amino acids.
AUGGUGGCAAGCGGAAUUAUUGGUGCACCAGUGAAGCGCAAUGUUUCCAAACAAUUUGUCGAGAAGUUCCUUCGGGUAAAAACAGUACCCAAAUUGGAUAUUAUGAAACCUUUCGUAGCUAUGUCUACUGUUUGCAUAGUGGUAAACUCACAGAAACUAAACAAACACAUGCCGAGAACAGCUGAAAUAGUAGGUAACAAAUUAAUUCGGCCUCCUGGAAUCUACCAUCAACUUCCAUUGUCUGUAAACGCUGACAUCGCAUCUUGGAAGGACAAGAGAGCUUUAGGAAAGUACCAAGCAGCAGGAGUGGACGUUUACCAUACAUAG